This is a messenger RNA of Homalodisca vitripennis (glassy-winged sharpshooter), 3491 nucleotides long. RefSeq lists its product as uncharacterized. NCBI's taxonomy places the organism in Eukaryota, Metazoa, Arthropoda, Insecta, Hemiptera, Cicadellidae. The transcript is spliced from 6 exons. The record is from RefSeq and is a predicted model, not a curated record. The coding region runs from base 1 to 936 and encodes 311 amino acids.
AUGAUCUAUUCCCUGGGGAGGAAACCUUUCCGAUUUAACCAGAUCAUCAGUGAACAAGACAUGCUUAUAUCCCCACGCAAUUCUCUCUCCUGCAGUAGAUGUGAAGCAUGCUACUGGUGCCUGAAGGACGUGGCCCUGAGGGUUCCCGAAGCCGUGAGGGCGGGGGACAGUCUCACACUGAGCUGCGACUUCAUCUUGGAACAGGAACAUCUGUACUCAGUCAAGUUUUACCAAGGCGACACCGAGUUCUACCGCUAUGUCCCUGAGGAGUCGCCGCCGACUCGCGUCUUUCCCAUCGAAGGAGUCAAUGUAGAUAUUUCAAGAUCCAACAGCAGUUCUGUGACCCUGAGUAACGUCCACAGAGAUAUGACAGGAUACUACAAGUGUGAGGUGUCUGCUGAUGCGCCUCUAUUCCACACUGGUAUCAAGACCUCUUUCGUCACUGUCACAGAGGAACCAUGGGCUCUUCCUGCUGUUACAACGGAAAAGUUCAAAUACAGCCUGGGAGAGAAAAUUCGAGCUAACUGUACCUCCCAAGGUGGAUACCCACCGGCCAACCUUACUUGGUACAUCAACGGCCAACAGGUAAAACACUCCCCGCUAGUGAAGGUACUGUACGAGACAAUGCGUGGUACGCGGCCUGAUGACUCAGACACAGCUGUGCUGAGGCUAGAAGUAGACUCGUCCCCCAAAGUGUUCUUGGAGGGGAGGUUGCGCCUGCGCUGUCUGGCCACUCAGUUCACUCUCUACCGGCGCAGUACAGAGCUGGACAUCGUGGAGGACACACCUCAACUAGCGCCAGUGUUGGGCCCUACAGCUCCUCAUCAGGAUUCGAACAGCGGAACCAGGACAAGCGACCUAAUGUGCAGCUUCGUGUUCCUAGUAGUGCUCAUGACGACCUGGAUCGCCUCAUCAGAUCCUACGCUCCUGAGGUAGCCUCACCACCCCAUCCAGGAUGUAUUGAGCUGUGACUAAGCCUACGUAUAUUAGGUUACAAAGUAUUGUUAAAAGAUACAAAAAUCAUUUGUAUAUAAAUAAACUGCUGAUUUGUAAAUCAAUAAUGUAGGUUGUAUGUGCCAAACUUAAGAAGACCCAUCCAAGCGGAACUGGCUAGACACACAAUUGUAGUCUAGGUAUACGAAUGUUGUACAUGUGCUUUAAUAGUACUCAUACCAUCCAAUCUACAAUCUAAGCUGUUUAUUUUAUAAUUUACCCUUGUUUAUGUUCUUUAGUUAGGGUAUUAAGAAGCAAUAAACAUGUCAUAAACAUUGAAGACUCUUGGAGCAAUCGGAAAUACUUAUAAAUACUAAUAUAUGUAAAAAAUACAAUACUUUUACAAAUUCUUGUUUCUGGAGUCGCCUGAUGAUGAAACCUUUGGUUUCAAAACGCCUCGUCCAAAAAAAUUUGGAAAAGUAUUGUAUUAUUUUCAUUUAGUAGUAUUUAUACGUCAUAAACACGUUCAUCGCUAUCAGUGGAAUUCAUUGAAGAAAGCAUAUAAAAUAUAAACCAAUACAACACAAGAUAACAGUUCGGGAGGUAAGAGCUAUAUUAAUGGUAUAAGCAAGUUAAAAGAGUCCUGCCUAAAGAAUAAAUUGAUUAAUAAAUAAAAAGUUGAAAACUAUUUCCCACAAUCUCUAUUAAUUUGGUAUGACUUUCUUAAUACCAAGAGACAAAACAAUAAUAGGCGUCAGAAAACGAGAUAAAAUGUAUCGUAUGGCUCACAAUUUGCAGUCGUUUAUAGAUUUAGUUUAUAGUGGAAAAAGCUAAAUCUCCUCUAUCGAUUUGAGAAAAUGUAUCUUUUAGUGUUAUUAAAAUAGAAAUUGUUCCGUAUAUAAUUAGUUCUAUAUAAUUUUAGGGUGAAACAAUUUCUUAAAUAUUUCUGCUUUCUUUCAUAUAUUUUUAGUAAACAGAACUCAUACUUACAAUUCAACUUAGUUUAUUUGUUUAAGUAACCAAUACUAAUUGAUAAUAAUUCAGAAGCCGACAGCAAAUUUUCAUUUUUAAAACCUACAUUCUGACUUCUCUUAAAGUUCCUGGAUGUGUUUUUUAACGGCAAGGGAAUAGUGACACUAAUUAUGAUGGAGAUCAAAAUUUGAGGGUAACAAAGGGUUAAAAAUAAUUCAAUAAUAAUUUUUCUUCGAAAUAUUUCUACCCCCGCGACACCAUUUGAUUGGUUUUCUAACUAUUAUAUAAAAUUAUUUAUGUUUGUGACGUUAGGUUUUAAUUGUAUAAGGCUAGGGGAAAUAUAUACUCUGAAACAGAAAAAUAUUUUAUCGCCCUUUCGAUACCUACUUGUGAUGUCCACGAAUUAUUAAUUGCUUCAGAAAAAAUCCUGUACUGAUUAAGAAUAUAGGCUCUGAGCUUUAACAAAUACAAUUUUCCAUCAGCUUCCUGACUGUUAAACUAUAAAGUGAUGGAGUUUGUUAUUAAUUUUAUAAAUGUGAAUAUUUCAAAUCGCAUUCCGUUGGAACAGCUGAAAUGUUUUACUUCAACUUUUUUCUUUAUUAUUCAUGAAAAAGUUAAGAAUAAUAUAAAACACAUAUUACCACACUUGCCCUGUAAAUUCAUUCGCUGAUAUGGAUUUUACUACAGAUGACAGUUUCAUCUGUGAGGAAAAGUAUACUUGUUAUUCGUUGUUAAGAAAACUACAAAACACGGUAAGGCAACGAAAUUUUGACAAUAUUAAUACUUUUAAUUCAUUAAAUACUUUAGCUGUGAUUACACUUAAUCAAAUUAGUUAUUUAAUUUAGUGAAGUAAGAUGUUACGUUUUAUUUAAACGCCAGUAAACGUUAAGCUACGCAAGGACAUAUAGCUGUUGAGUCCUUCUUCUGCGAGAGGUUCAUGCGAUAGUACUUAUAAUUAUUUAUAGGUCAUAAGUCAUUUGAUUAUUUAUAUAUACAUAUAGUAAGGGCGUCUCCCUUGCAGCUAAAUGUUGGCGUAGAAUUGUUAAUUAUAGUAGUAAAUGUUUAUAAAUUGUUAAUAAGAAUUAUAAUUGUAUAAAAUGGCUUUCAUAUUCCUUAAUAACUCCCAAAUUCCUGUAAAUGUAGAACUUUCAGAGUUACUUUCUGUUUAUGUAAUCCUUAAAAUUUAAAAAAUAGAUUAAUCCCGUGUUGUGUAACCUUUUUUAUACUAGUGUAUAGUUCCACCUUCCAAUAUUCUUUUUGAGAAUUAUUAUGAAGCAUUCACCUAGGGAGUGUAUUUAAAGGUAGAAUUUAGUUUAUAAUUUAAUCUUAGACAGUUAUUUUAAUAUUUAUUUUAUGUUUUCAAACUUGUACAAAUAAAUUAAACAUUUUGUCUGAGUUCUACAUUUACCGGAUGGUUUGUAUAGAUUACUCGUUUAAAGUAUUCCCUGGCAACAACCGCCAUGUAUAUAAGAGGAAGAGUGUAGUCUAAGGUCAGGUCCAUUGUUUGUAAGCUGCAAUUUCGUUCCGUAGGGCCACUUUUUUGUAAACCUUACCAUAAUUGUAAUAAAUAUACCAUUUUCUCCAAA